AUGACCAUCCUCCAUAAGCACCUUCGAGACCUUGGUGGUGAUGCUAAGCUUGAUAACAUCGUCCUAAUCGGCCAUAGCCUCGGUGGCUUGAUAUGUGAGGACUACUGCCGAUCUCGACGUUGUGCCAUGCUAGCCCAGGAUCGCAAUGCAGAGCCUGUCCCGAUUGGAGGAGUCGUCUGUAUCUGUUCUCCCUUCGACGGGGCCAAGGUUGUGUCUCUUAUCCCACCAGAGCUCCGUCACGGCAUCCAUCUAUCCUUGCAUCGGAAGCACAGUACACUACUACGAGACAUCCAUGAUGACCACCAACGUACCAGCAGCAAACAGAGAAGAGAGGACUGCAGUAUCUCCCCUUCUCCCGUGCCGAGAUCCCCAACCAGCGUUUUCUCUCCUAAACGAGAGUAUACCAACGCGGCGUUGUUGUUCGUGUGGAUUCGGCAUCUAUUGUGCAUGGCCAUCUGGGGAGAGGACUGGAAGGAGGAACAUCCGCCUAUACCAGGCGAGGACAAAUUGGCUGAGCUCAGCUUACCCCUUACCACAACCGAGAUGUCCGAGAGUGAUAUUAAAAUGCGGACAGAUACGGUUACAGGCUUUACCCCUAACGAUGGUCAUCCGACUGGACUUGCCAUGUCCUUCCAUAGAAUGCACAUGCACGCCGUUUGGGAUGCCUUCUCGGGGACUAGACUGCGCAAGGUCUUGGAUUCAGCAGGCGAAGGAGAUGCUGAGAGCAGUACUCGACAGCCUCUGAAAACUAGAGUCACGGUUUCUACCAGUGGCAAACUGACGGAUGGUAGGCACGGCUGGAGCUUCUGA
Perkinsus marinus ATCC 50983 is the source of this 810-nucleotide messenger RNA. RefSeq lists its product as hypothetical. The record is from RefSeq and is a predicted model, not a curated record. Bases 1 to 810 code for a protein of 269 amino acids. NCBI's taxonomy places the organism in Eukaryota, Perkinsozoa, Perkinsida, Perkinsidae. The transcript has 9 exons.